Molecule: messenger RNA, 2764 nt
Organism: Gorilla gorilla gorilla (western lowland gorilla)
Lineage: Eukaryota; Metazoa; Chordata; Mammalia; Primates; Hominidae
Gene: ADH5
Product: alcohol dehydrogenase 5 (class III), chi polypeptide
Exons: 9
Coding region: 1-1326 (441 amino acids)
Biological process (GO): formaldehyde catabolic process
Cellular component (GO): cytosol
Molecular function (GO): alcohol dehydrogenase (NAD+) activity; S-(hydroxymethyl)glutathione dehydrogenase [NAD(P)+] activity; zinc ion binding
Source: RefSeq, a predicted model, not a curated record
AUGCAGCCUCGCCGGCGAGUGCACCCGGGAACGCACAACUUAGCGGCACGCACCACAGCUCGAGCACCGCCCUUCCGGUUGGAGCCACUGCAAGCCCCCCCAUGCCCCGCCCCCUCGCUAGGCGCUCGCCACGCCCAUGCCUCCGUCGCUGCGCGGCCCACCCCGGAUGUCAGCCCCCCGCGCCGACCAGAAUCUGUGAACAUGGCGAACCAGGUUAUCAAGUGCAAGGCUGCAGUUGCUUGGGAGGCUGGAAAGCCUCUCUCCAUAGAGGAGAUAGAGGUGGCACCCCCAAAGGCUCAUGAAGUUCGAAUCAAGAUUAUUGCCACUGCGGUUUGCCACACCGAUGCCUAUACCCUGAGUGGAGCUGAUCCUGAGGGUUGUUUUCCAGUGAUCUUGGGACAUGAAGGUGCUGGAAUUGUGGAAAGUGUUGGUGAGGGAGUUACUAAGCUGAAGGCGGGUGACACUGUCAUCCCACUUUACAUCCCACAGUGUGGAGAAUGCAAAUUUUGUCUAAAUCCUAAAACUAACCUUUGCCAGAAGAUAAGAGUCACUCAAGGGAAAGGAUUAAUGCCAGAUGGUACCAGCAGAUUUACUUGCAAAGGAAAGACAAUUUUGCAUUACAUGGGAACCAGCACAUUUUCGGAAUACACAGUUGUGGCUGAUAUCUCUGUUGCUAAAAUAGAUCCUUUAGCACCUUUGGAUAAAGUCUGCCUUCUAGGUUGUGGCAUUUCAACUGGUUAUGGUGCUGCUGUGAACACUGCCAAGGUGGAGCCUGGCUCUGUUUGUGCCGUCUUUGGUCUGGGAGGAGUCGGAUUGGCAGUUACCAUGGGCUGUAAAGUGGCUGGUGCUUCCCGGAUCAUUGGUGUGGACAUCAAUAAAGAUAAAUUUGCAAGGGCCAAAGAGUUUGGAGCCACUGAAUGUAUUAACCCUCAGGAUUUUAGUAAACCCAUCCAGGAAGUGCUCAUUGAGAUGACCGAUGGAGGAGUGGACUAUUCCUUUGAAUGUAUUGGUAAUGUGAAGGUCAUGAGAGCAGCACUUGAGGCAUGUCACAAGGGGUGGGGCGUCAGCGUGGUGGUUGGAGUAGCUGCUUCAGGUGAAGAAAUUGCCACUCGUCCAUUCCAGCUGGUAACAGGUCGUACAUGGAAAGGCACUGCCUUUGGAGGAUGGAAGAGUGUAGAAAGUGUCCCAAAGUUGGUGUCUGAAUAUAUGUCCAAAAAGAUAAAAGUUGAUGAAUUUGUGACUCACAAUCUGUCUUUUGAUGAAAUCAACAAAGCCUUUGAACUGAUGCAUUCUGGAAAGAGCAUUCGAACUGUUGUAAAGAUUUAAUUCAAAAGAGAAAAAUAAUGUCCAUCCUGUCGUGAUGUCAUAGGAGCAGCUUAACAGGCAGGGAGAAGCGCCUCCAACCUCACAGCCUCGUAGAGCUUCACAGCUACUCCGGAGAAUAGGGUUAUGUGUGUAAUUCAUGAAUCUCUAUAAUCAAGGACAAGGAUAAUUCGGUCAUGAACCUGUUUUCUGGAUGCUCCUCCACAUAAAUAAUUGCUAGCUUAUUAAGGAAUAUUUUAACAUAAUAAAAGUAAUUUCUACAUUUGUGUGGAAAUUGUCUUCUUUGUUUUAUGCUGUCAUCAUUGUCACGGUUUGUCUGCCCAUUAUCUUCAUUCUGCAAGGGAAAGGGAAAGGAAGUAGGGCAGUGGUGGGUGUCUGAAACCUCAGAAACAUACGUUGAACUUUUAAGGGUCUCAGUCCCCAUUGAUUAAAAAACAGAUCCUAGCCAUCAGUGACAAAGUUAAUCAGGACCCAAGUCUGCUUCUGUGAUAUCUUGAAGGGAGGUACUGUGCCUUGUUCAUACCUGUACCCCAAAUUCCUAGGAUGGCAUCUGCCCCUCAGGGGGCACUAAAAUGUAUUAUUGAAACAGCAUUCUGGGCUUAAAUAGGUGUAUGUGUGUGUUGGUUGUGACUGUACUAUUUCUAGUAUAGUGAACUACAUACUGAAUAUCCAAGUUCUCAGCACCUACUUUUGUCAAAUCUUAACAUUUUGCUACUUCGAGAUCACAUUGCCAUUCCUCCCCUCCAGAGGUAACAAUUGUCCACAAUUUGAUGUUUAUCAUUCCUGUGUUGUUGUACUUUCACUGUGUAUAACCUAAACCAUCUACUCUUUAGUACUGUUUUAUAUAUUUUUAAGCCUUAUACUUACUUGCUCAUUCUACAGCUUUUUCACUCAUUAUUGUAUAAUUAUAUCUGAAGCUCUCGUUCAUUAAUUUUAGUACUGUGUAGCAGUAUUCAAUUACGGGAACUACCGUAAUUUAUCUGUUCUCCAGUUGAAGGCAUGAAGUUGUUGCCAGUUUCUGUAUUAUAACACUGUAGUGGAGCAAUCUUCUGCAUUGGGCUCACUGCGUGUUACCUAAGACAUGUAUCACAGAAUAAAACAUUUAGCCUUAUAGACAUUGCCAAAUUGCUCUUCAAAGUAAAUUUUUUUGUGAAUUACAUGAGUGUGGAAUGGUGUUUUAUUAUGACUUUAGUUUGCAUUUUCCGAGGAAUUCUCGUUAAAUCCUUCAUUCUAAUGGACAUUUUAUUGUGAAGAACCUGUUCAUAUCCUGUGCUCAACUUUGUAUUGAAUUAUUUUUCUCUGAAUAAUUUUUAGUUCUUUUAUUCUAGACAUCAAUCAUUUGUCAGUUUUAUAUGUUGCAAAUAUCUUCUAGUCUAUCUUGUGACUUUUCUUUUUACUUUAUGGUAUUUUGUUGAAUAAAGUUUUAAUGUAGUCACAUAAA